Molecule: messenger RNA, 641 nt
Organism: Geodia barretti
Lineage: Eukaryota; Metazoa; Porifera; Demospongiae; Tetractinellida; Geodiidae
Source: the annotation of a GenBank genome assembly
AGGGCGUGGUUCCAAUGACCAUCAUCAAGCGACAGUGCAUGUGAGAGAAAAAUGCGUCUCGUUCUGCCGGUGGUUCUCCUGGGAGUAGCCGUACUUGCCAUGAGCCAGAAGAAGAGAGAGGGUGGCUACGCCGACAGCUGGGCGGUAGAGGUGCGCGGAGGAGAAACGAAGGCCAGAGAACUGGCCGACAAACACGGCUUUGUGUACCGGGGGAAAGUGGGGAGCCUGAAGGACAUGUACCACUUCGAGUUGCCGGAUAACGGCGGAGAGCACUCUCCGCACAAGACCCGGGCGCUGGAGGCCGAGGACAUGGUGCACUAUGUGGAGCAGCAAAUCUACCGACAAAUGGCCAAGAAACGGCCUUUCUGAUGUUCAUAUCUCACAGACUUUUGUCUCAGACAUACUACUGCGCAACACAAUACUGUUUUUUUUCAUGUCAGAGUAGCAAAUAUUAAUGUAUAAUACCCCAAUCACUGUUAAAAGAAGUUAUAGAAUUGGAAAUUGUAGGGUUUAGAAUCGUGAAGCGGGAUUCUUCACUUUUUCUCGGCCUUGUUGCACUCAUCCCUGAUUCUGAGGUAGUCGUCGACGUUCUCCACGGAACCGAUGAAGAUGGGUGCUCGCUGGUGGAUGUCCGUCGGUUG